AUUCAGGCAUCUAGUGAGCAUAUCUUUGUGGAGUGCACCCCUCUGUACCUCAUCACCACCGGGGCUUGCUCACUUUGCCACCUUCCGUCAUGUCUGCCUGUUCCCCUGCUGCAGUCCUGGCCGCUGCUGUCAUCAUGGCUGCCCUCUGCGGCGCCUGCUGCGGCUCGAAUGUGGCUGCCGACUACGUCAACACGUGGGUCAAUGAGGGUGCUGUGGGAGCUGACAAACCGCCGGCAUUGAGCAAGGCCGCGGCCGUGCGCUACGGCAGCGAUGUGGUGAUGUUCGGCGGGAAGAAGAGCGAUGAUGCAACGACGUCGUUGAUGUACAAGUUUGUGACGGCGACGCAAGAGUGGCAGCUCGAAGUGUACAGCGGCGCAGGUGCUACACCUGCUCCACGGUACGGGCAUGCGAUGGUGGCGUCGGUCUCCUCGCCGCACCUGCUGUACGUGUUUUCCGGCUGCUCGUCGGCUGCGUGUACGCCGGCGACAUCGUCGGCCGACAUGCUGCCCUUUUCGAACGUGUACAUGCAGUACAACCUGGUAACCAAGAAGUGGACGUCGCUGUCGGCUACCGGGACCAUUGUUGAUCCGCGGUUUGGCGCCCUUGUCCUGCCGUGGGUUGACUCGCGCUCGCCGGAUACGCUCGAUUCGGAGUACUUUGUCAUCUACGGUGGGUACACGCCGGCGACAGCCAAGAACGACAAGGUCUACUUGUUCCAGGUCUCGUCAGGCCAGUUUACCGAGCUUCCGAUUCUGCCGUCGCCGUCAAACCCGCCACCGCUGGCCGAGCCGGCAGGCAUUGUGGUCGACGACGUGCUGUAUGUGUUUGGCGGGCACGCGUACACCGGAACGGCAUCGUACUCGAACACGGUGUAUGCGCUGGAUCUGCAGACCAACACGUGGUCGAUUGUGGCGACGGCCAACACGCCUUCGCCGCGCGCCGGCGCUGCCUUUGGCACCGUCGACGGAACCUCGCUCCUCAUCCAUGGCGGCUACACCGGAACCACGCUCCUUGGCGAGACUGCUGUGCUCAACGUGACUGCGCCGACCAAGACCUGGUUCUCGCUGGCUUCCGGUGCCGGACGCGGCGGCACCGCGUCGGCCGUCGCCAUGCACAACCUCUUUGUCUUUGGUGGACACACGGGCACCGUCCGCCCGGGCACGCUUUCGGGCGACGGGCUGACGUACUUUACCCGCCCACAGGUGCUCUCGUCGAGCCCGAACAGCGGCAAGACGUGCGCGCAAAAGACGGUGACGGUUGUCGGGCGCGAGUUUCGGCCUGGCGCCGUCUGCGCCUUUGCCGGCGUUACCACGCCGGCGACGUACGUGUCGGCGACUAGCGUCACCUGCCCGGCAGCCAUUCCGGUGGUGGAGAACUCGGUGUCGAGUGUUGAGGUGAGCGUCGGCAACGUGGCGCACCUGCUUGCAGCGCCGCGUGCUGCGGUGUCGUACCUCUACGCUGAGGACGUGUCGUCGCCGGCGACGACGCGCGCCAUCGGCCUGCCGACGGCCGGUGAGGCCGGCACCGUUGUCCCGUUCCAGAUCCAGACUUCGGCCUCGUGCGGCAUCGAGCGGCUGACACGGUUCCUCGAUCCGCCGCUCACCGGCAACAACGACAACGUGACGCUUGUGGUCACCGACGUGAACAACGCUGCAGUCAUGUACUCGGUCCCUGUGGCCUUUGAUGCCGACCCAACGACGUUUGGGCGGUACACGGCAGCGCUCAACACUACUGUCGCCUCGGUCUACAGGCUGCACAUUAUUCUCAACGACGUCCCGGUUGCCGACGUGCCAGAGCUGACGAUUGCGCCGGCGCUGCCCGAGGCGGAAGCGGCAGACACCUUUAUCACGCCGCCGGCGGCGACGACUUCGGUGGCCGGCACGCCGAUUGUCUUUUACUUUGCCGCCGUCGACGCGUUCGGCAACGACGUGACCAACCCAGAGCUCUUUACUGCGGUCGCCGUUGUCAACCCGCGGGUGUCGCUCACCGGGGUCAUUGGCUCUGGGCCGGGCACUUUGCUCAAGGUCACGUUCCCGACAACCACGACCGCUGGUGCGUACGCGAUCACCGUCCGGACUGGGCACGACGCCGGGCUUGUCGGAAGUUAUACGCAUACGGUCGAGCCGGCGGCUUUCGACGUCGCCUCGUCGACGGCGUUUGGAGAGACCUCCAUCGGCAAAGUCGCCGAGCGCAACGUCAUCUACAUCCAACCGCGCGACCGAUUCGGCAACGCACGGGUCGAGUCCGGUGUCGACUUUACCAUGACGCUCGUGGGCUCGUCGUCCAUCUCGGGCACCGUCUCAGAGAACACCGCUACCGGCCUGUACGAGGCCGAGUACACGGCGACCCGCGUUGGUCAGUACGCCAUCGAUAUUCAGGUCGGCUCGACCGCCAUUGUCGACUCGCCGUUCUCGGUCACCAUCAAGGUUGGCUCGGUCCAGUCGAUUCGCGACACCCGCGCGUUUGGCGCCGGCGUCCAGUCGGUCGUCGCCGGCAAGAAGGGCUUCUUCCUCGUCCAGGCUCGCGAUCCGUACAACAACCUCGUGCCCUUUGGCGGGCUCAACCUCACCGUGACUUCGGCUGCCAUCUCGGACGCCUCGGUCCUUGACCACGGUGACGGCUCGUACUCGGUCUCGUACACCGCCAAGCACCUCGGCCACUUUGGCGACCAGAAGCUGUGCGUCACCCAGGGCGGCGACCACAUCCGCGGCUCGCCGUUUGAUCUCAAGGUUGAGUUUGGCGUUGCCCACCGCCGCUACCGCUACAAGAUGCUGAUGCGGAACCCGGACAAGGUCUUCCCCACCGUUGAGGACGACCACGACGAGAACGACCCUUGGGUCGUCGAUCCGGACUGGGCAGAGGGCGGUGUCCCACUUGACGACAUCGGCCUCGACAUGGACCCGGAUGCAGGCUUUGGCGUCAACGACCUUGUCUCUGACUUUCACGAUACCCCGGCCAUUGCCGCUCCGCCGUCCUCGGCCGCCUCGGCCGACAACCACCACGACGCCACGGGCAUUCCCAUGGCCAACCUCUCCCGUACCUAG
Messenger RNA from Thecamonas trahens ATCC 50062, 3044 nucleotides. RefSeq names its product D-protein. The record is from RefSeq and is a predicted model, not a curated record. Lineage: Eukaryota; Apusomonadida; Apusomonadidae. The transcript is spliced from 3 exons. Bases 90 to 3044 code for a protein of 984 amino acids. Gene Ontology annotation, molecular function: protein binding.